Spodoptera littoralis (African cotton leafworm) is the source of this 768-nucleotide messenger RNA. Lineage: Eukaryota; Metazoa; Arthropoda; Insecta; Lepidoptera; Noctuidae. The record is from the annotation of a GenBank genome assembly.
GGUGAAAAUCAGGUUGUGAAAAUGCAGCUGGGAGCGUUAAUUUUUUUAAUAUACCUCGUAUUUCCCGCCAUAUUUGCUGAGGAUGUAAGCUACCAAGCGUGUGUUGAUAAAUACUCAAGAAAAGGCUACCAACCUUGGCAAGAAUGGUCUGAUCAUUACACGUGUCAUAGAUAUAGAUGCGAGAUACGAGAUGGGAAGUACUUCAUAGCUGCUGUUGGAUGUAGAAAGCCGAAAAUACCCGAGAACGCAUUGGAAUGUCAUGAGUACAUUGAAGACGAGAAUGUUGAGUUCCCGACUUGCUGCGCUCGUCUAAGGUGCGUCGUCGAAGUAAACGGUGAAAGAAUUGUACAAACAAGAGGCCAACCAGGUGAACUCUUCCCUGACAAGCCAUGGAAGGGCCAACAGAACGAGCCCAACCCCGCAGUCGUGGGAAUGAGCGGCAUUCAGCAAAACACUGUCGGAGGUGAGCCACAGGGUCAACCCGCGCCAGGCAUCUUCAACAGUAGAGGAGCAGCGGAUGGCAACGAUAUUAAUGGACGGCGCUACGUAGACCCUUACCCCAACCAACCUAUGCAAGAGUCACCGAGAAAGAAGAGAUCUACGGUCUACCCACUGUUCGAUAAGACAAAUGGCCGUGAUUCCAGCUCUUACCAACUUCACCAAGUCAAAAUACACGGAUAUUCCCCUGAAAAAUAUACUUCCUACUUCACUAAUAAUAAUCUUAAAAGUUUAACGAAUCCUAAAUUACCUCUCAAUAUAAUGUCAUAA